Messenger RNA from Eremothecium gossypii ATCC 10895, 282 nucleotides. It is a transcript of the gene LSO2, whose product is annotated as Lso2p. Bases 1 to 282 code for a protein of 93 amino acids. The record is from RefSeq and is marked provisional. NCBI's taxonomy places the organism in Eukaryota, Fungi, Ascomycota, Saccharomycetes, Saccharomycetales, Saccharomycetaceae. The transcript has a single exon.
AUGGGGAAGCGGUUUAGUGAGUCUGCAGCGAAAAAGAUAGCAGGGCAGGCCAGAAAGCGGGAGCAAGCUGCCACAAAGGAGAGAGCUGAGCGCGAGCGGCUGGAAGCUGAGGAGGCAUCGAAGUGGGAAGAAGGUUCGCGACAAGCCAAUGCGCGUAAGCUGCAGGAGGAACAGAAGCGCCUAGAGAAAUUGAAGGCCAAACAGGAGCGCGAAGCGCUGCUGGCGGCCGAGGAGGAAGCUCUUGGCAAGGGCGGUAAGGGAAAAAAGUCGACACGCAAGUAA